AAGAAGAAAGCAAGGUGUAUGUGAAGGAAGACGAGGAAAGAGAGAAAUGGGGAGAGGGUGCGCUGUGCUGAGCCACGACAGUAACAGUCUCCAUUCCCAGGAAGAGAUGAAAUGGACUAGUGACAUUGGAUCUAAUCCAUUCAAUCGGAAAGUUAGCACACAAACUAAAAGAUUAACAUAAUUUAUCUCUCACCACAGCUCUGUAAGAAAAAACCCCCCACAAUCACCUUUCGAUGUGCAGUGCAUGACUCUAAGUACAGGUGAUAUUUAUCUUCUGGUCUACGCCAGAAAAACCGGCUUUCAACAAUACCAUACUCAAACCCAGUAUGCCCGGGGAUCACCACCACGAUCAUGGCAGUCAUUGUCAUGGAGAAGAUGGACAUGAUCAUUCAAAUGAUAUCACCCCAGCUCUCCAAUCCCUCCUCUAUUCCCAAAUCCAGUUUGAUUCGAUCGUUACGCUAAAUGAAGCAACCCCCAACGCCGGCGCCGCGAUUGUCCAGAAAACAUGGGCCGAAAGACUAAAUGACCAACCGGAGCUUGAAAGUGAUGCAGACGAGCAACUGCUUAUGUAUAUCCCCUUCACUGGCCAAGUAAAGGUUCAUUCUUUAAUCAUUUACACGGCUCCGACACCGGCCGCCCCGAAGACUCUGAAAUUGUUCAAGAACCGUGACGAUCUAGAUUUUGCGACUGCUUCAGAGCUGAAGCCAACACAGUCAGUGGAGAUCCCGCAGCCAGUUCCCGGAGCCGAUGUCUUCGAUUUGCCAUUGAACCGCGCUCACUGGAAUGCUACUACCUCCAUUACAUUGUUCUUUGAGGACAACUGGAGCGAUGGGAAUGAGGAUGUGACUAAGGUUGGUUAUGUUGGGUUCAAGGGUCAAUUUAUGGCCUUGAAUAGGGAGCCUGUCAGCUUUCUCUAUGAAGCAGCAGCCAAUCCCAGUGACCACGUCGCAAUUCAAGGCGUCACUGGCGUGGGAGGUAGGAUCAUGCCCGGCCAGUGAGUCACGUAUGCACAUUGUAUGCACAUUGUAUGCUUCUAGAGAGCCACCGCCUCAAGCCAGGGAGUAUGUGUCAUAGAUGAUGGCCGACUA
Aspergillus pseudonomiae is the source of this 1088-nucleotide messenger RNA. Its product is annotated as PITH domain-containing protein. The record is from RefSeq and is a predicted model, not a curated record. Gene Ontology annotation, cellular component: nucleus. The coding region runs from base 327 to 998 and encodes 223 amino acids. The transcript has 4 exons. NCBI's taxonomy places the organism in Eukaryota, Fungi, Ascomycota, Eurotiomycetes, Eurotiales, Aspergillaceae.